This is a messenger RNA of Drosophila subobscura, 893 nucleotides long. RefSeq lists its product as uncharacterized. Lineage: Eukaryota; Metazoa; Arthropoda; Insecta; Diptera; Drosophilidae. The transcript has a single exon. The coding region runs from base 262 to 822 and encodes 186 amino acids. The record is from RefSeq and is a predicted model, not a curated record.
GCACGGGGCAUGGCACGUCUCAGGUGCUUUGGUCCGCUGUUGUGGCCUGGCCAAGUGCCAAGCGCUUAAACGGGCCGCGCAAAGGUAAAUACAAAUAGCACUCAAUUACACUCAGGGUACCUCAAGCAGCCAAAGAGGCACAACCAAUGUUAAAUUGAUAAAAAGAAGCGCAGCACUUGGAAUAAGUUCGUUGGCCAGUUGGAAGCCAAAAUUAGUGCAACGACAGGCGACUGCCAGUGCGGGUCUUCAAUCACUUCCCAGAUGAUGCAGCUGAAUCACAUAGCCAUGGGCCUGGUGCUCCUCUCCUCAGCCCUGCAGGCGGCCAUUCUGCCGCUGACCCGCAUCGACAAGGGCAGUGUGGACGACAAACCGUUUGCCUUGGAUACGGAAAAGUUCGGCUAUCUGGAGCUCAAGCCAAACGGUUCCAUGAUCCUGAGGCGUGGCCCCAACCAGAGCGGCAGUAAUUUGCAGAAUCUCCUGCUGCUGCGUGGAGUGUUGCAGGCCAUCAAACAAGGCCAGCCACACCCACACGCGCAUGGCGAUACGAAGCUCAACAUCAAGAUCUACGGCGACGGAGUGGAGCACAAGUUCCCCCCUCUGCUGGAGAACAUCAUUCAGCGCAUACAGACGUACUUCUCCGUUUACCGCUACACGGACACCAGUCAGCCGGUGCGUAGAGAGGAGCUGCCCACUAAGCAAGUCGCGGAGGGGGAACUGGAGCUGGAAGUGGAUUCCACCACUGUGCGCCCUGGCGACGAGGAUGAUCUGAUAGCCAUCGGUGAGCAGGAUGCCUACAUUACAGUGGGCGAGGGCGCAGAUUAGAUUCCCCCGCUUGGAUUAUGUUAUUUAUUUCAUAUUUAUGCACACUCCACCUAGCUGUAAGCCAAUAAAAU